Molecule: messenger RNA, 3541 nt
Organism: Chelonia mydas (Green sea turtle)
Lineage: Eukaryota; Metazoa; Chordata; Testudines; Cheloniidae
Gene: NCF4
Product: neutrophil cytosolic factor 4
Exons: 10
Coding region: 196-1254 (352 amino acids)
Biological process (GO): phagocytosis; superoxide anion generation; respiratory burst
Cellular component (GO): NADPH oxidase complex
Molecular function (GO): protein binding; phosphatidylinositol binding; superoxide-generating NADPH oxidase activator activity
Source: RefSeq, a predicted model, not a curated record
AAUCUGGUGGGAGCGGGUAAUGACAGGCUAACACUGAUGUAUUCAGAGUAAGAUCCCUGAGGCCUUGCAGAGGGUUCCCAGUACAUCCAGACUAACAGAGCUAGAGGGGUGGGGUCCUGUUUGCUCCCAGUCCACUAGAAGAAAGAAAGGGCUGGUCCUUUCUGGGGCUCACCUGGACACCAAGGAGCUGAAAGGAUGUCUCUUCCCCGUCAGCUGCGAGACAAGAGUGACUUUGACCAGCUUCCAAAUGAGGUGCCUGUCUCCGCUAACAUUGCAGAUGCCCAAGAGAAGAGCGGCUUCACCAGUUACUAUGUGUUUGUCAUUGAGGUGAAGACAAAAGGAGGUGGCAGAUACUUGAUCUUCCGCCGCUACCGCCAGUUCUACGCCCUGCAUAACAAGCUAGAGGAGAGAUAUGGGGCAGAGAACAAAAGCAACACCUUUGCCUUCACCCUCCCCGUGUUGCCAGGAAAGGUUUAUGUUGGCGCGAAAAAGGAGAUUGCAGAGAGCCGGAUCCCUAUCCUCAAUAUUUACAUGAAGAAGCUGCUCUGCCUGCCCAGCUGGGUGCUGAUGGAUGAACACCUACGACUGUUUUUCUACCAGUCGGAGUUUGACCUUGAGCAGGUGCCACAGGGGCUGCGGCGGCUUCGCCCACGCACUCGCCGAGUCAAAAGCAUUGUGCCCCAGGCGCCCGGUUUUGACCGCAUGGCAGCUCCGCGGGCUGAGGCACUGUUUGACUUUCUUGGAACCAGUACACUGGAGCUGAACUUCAAGAAGGGAGAGUUAAUCUAUCUACUCAGCAGGAUCAACAAAGAUUGGCUAGAGGGAACCGUCCACGAGGCCACUGGAAUCUUCCCAUGUGCUUUUGUGAAGAUCAUUCAAGACUUACCCCCGGAGGAGGGCACUAUCAAUUGGCUGCGCUGCUAUUACCAGGAUGACACUGUCAGCAGCAUCAGGGACAUAUCAGUGGAAGAGGACCUGAGCAGCACCCCAUUGUUCAAGCACCUCAUGGCAUUAAUGAGGAGAGAGUUUGACCGUGAUGACAUUGUUCUGAAUUACCGGGACUCUGAGGGUGACCUGAUCCGUCUGGUCUCUGACCAGGAUGUCGAACUCAUGGUGUCUCAGAGCAGGAGACGGCCCUCUGAGAAGCAUUUUUUCCCUUGGAAGUUGCACAUCACCCACCAAGAUGACCUCAGUGUCUACAACACCAGCCCAGGAGGAGACACCAGUCAGGCACUAGAUAUGAAAGGACGGUGACUGCCACAGGGAGCUGUUUCAACAGGUGGCUGCACCCCUCCAUCCACUGUACCGACUGCUUCUUUUAACUAGGCUUGAGACAGGCAACAAUCACAACAGGUUAGAUACUGGUACCCCGGGACAUGGAACAAUCAGAACAAGUGGACCUACUGGCGCCUGAGAGCAGAAGUGCUGAGGUGUCAGGGGAGCCCUGCAAGCCCAGGCACCUCAAAGACUCAGUGGACAUUGUUAGUAAAUGUAGUUAGUAAGCUGGCUGUAAAUAAUUGUAAUUGUGUGUCCGUGUUGGGUUUGAAGUGUUGUUUUGGCUGGGAAGAGAAGAUGUGCUAUUGUGGAUUAUGCCUUUAAGGGCUGAGCGCCCCAGCUUGAAAUCUGGGGCCGACUGGAACUGGUCAUGGAAUAAAGCAGAGUUCUGUCUAGCGCCUUUAGCACUGAGUGAUGACAGAACACCACAAAAGAGAAUGGGAAGGAUGCUGGGGGACCCCAAAUGGCCCCUGGGAUUUGCCAUGCUGCUGGGUCGCCCUACAGUGAGGAGGAUAAUUUCAGGGGCUUUUAUGACAAGCUGUUCCUGCUUGUCUAAGCCCCAUCUCCCAUAGCAACAUCUCUCUGUGGGCAUGAAGCUGCCAGCAUCUCAGGGUCCGUGUUCAUAGAAUAUCAGGGUUGGAAGGGUCCUCAGGAGGUCAUCUAGUCCAACCCCCUGCUCAAAGCAGGACCAAUCCCCAAUUUUUGCCCCAUAUCCCUAAAUGGCCCCCUCAAGGAUUGAACUCACAACCCUGGGUUUAGCAGGCCAAUGCUCAAACCCCUGAGCUAUCCCUUCCCCUGUUCUCUGAUGUCUAGGUCCACUCCACAGAUAGUAAAUCCAAAUGGGAAUCAGAGUAACAGCCGUGUUAGUCUGUAUUCGCAAAAAGAAAAGGAGUACUUGUGCACCUUAGAGACUAACCAAUUUAUUUGAGCGUAAGCUUUCGUGAGCUACAGCUCACUUCAUCGGAUGCAUACCGUGGAAAAUAUAGAAGAUGUUUUUAUACAUACAGACCAUGAAAAAAUGGGUGUUUAUCACUACAAAAGGUUUUCUCUAUUACCAGCAGGAGAGUGGGGUGGGGAGAGAGAAAACCUUUUGUAGUGAUAAACACCCAUUUUUUCAUGGUCUGUGUGUAUAAAAACAUCUUCUGUAUUUUCCACGGUAUGCAUCCGAUGAAGUGAGCUGUAGCUCAUGAAAGCUUACGCUCAAAUAAAUUGGUUAGUCUCUAAGGUGCCACAAGUACUGCUUUUCUUUUUUCCAAAUGGGAGUGAAUCCCUCAGAAGGGAGGAGAUGAACUGUGGCUGGCGAGGGGGCAUCACACAGUAACACUGUCCACUGGCUGGGGGUGCACUGGUGGUUUAGGAUCUGCUCAUGACUGUCCUGUCUGACACAGCUCCUCAGGGAACCCAGGGGCUUCUAGUGUUUGUUCCUUCCUGCUGGCCCUACACAGAUCAUCUACUUGCCACAGUUUGCAAGGGGAGAGUGUGACGUUCUGUACCUCAUGGGAACACCUUACACCCCCAUGUUCAUCCUUAUAAUAUGAUUGUGUGGUAUCUAAUGCAAAGUUUGUCAUGUCGGGUGUCUUUGGAAGGCUCAUGGUGUACUGAGCAUUGUUGUUAUAGUAAUGUUAUAGUAAUCGUUGUUAUGGUAAUGUUAUAGUAAUGUGAUAGGUUGUAAUUUCAUGUAUAUAGUUAUGAGGCUGUAACUGUGUCCUCAUGGCUUAAAGCAAGCCAAGGCAAAAGCUCUCCAAGAGCAGAGGGGCAGUUCACACCUUAUCAGGGCAUGUAUGGGACAAACCCAGCCCAGCCUCACAGGAACAAAGGACACUGGCCUAGGCAACAACAAAGGAUCUGUUGGACUCUUGAGUGAGUCACCCCCCUUUCUUUGGUCAGUUUGGGAUUGCAAUGAGGUAAUGCUCACCUGACUCUGAAGGGUGGGGGAUAGGCAGGAGGGCAAAGCCAAGAGGGAAGAAAGAACAUGAUAAAAAGGAGAGACAUUUGCCAUGCUCUUCCUCUCUUUUCCACCUCCAUCUACAGACAUGACCACCAAGCGACUGAAAUGCUGCUCAAAGGAGAGAGCCUGGCUGAAGGUCAACCAGCCAGCCUGUGGUGAGAAGCAUCUAAGUUUGGAAGGGCAUUGAAAGUGUUAAGAUCAGCUUAGAAUGCGUUUUGCUUUUAUUUCAUUUGACCAAAUCCGAUUUAUUGUGUUUUGACUUAUAAUCACUUAAAAUCUAUCCUUGUAGUUAAUAAAUCUGUUUGUUUAUUCUACCUG